ACAAAAACGAAGGGGACAGAGAAGCGCGUAUUCAGCGCUGGCCUCUGUUUUAUAAACUACGUUUACUUCAGCAACCAUCAUUGACUACUCAGAGAGAGAGAGAGAGAGAGAGAGAGGCUUAGAGAAGUGAGAGAGAGGUUUGGUUAAACAUUCGAGGAGAGAUGGACCCGAGGACACCGUUUCUUGCGAGCGGCGGCGAGGAAGAGGAGGAUUACGCGCCGGCUAGGACUUGGAGCGAUGUGAAGCGAGUUUUAUCUACAGAGUCGGGGAAGUUGUGGAUGUUUGCUAGUAUGAUUGCUUUCGACGCAAUCUGCCAGUUUGGUGUUAGCUUCAUGACCAUUGUCUUCGUCGGACACAUCGGCGAGAUCGAGCUCUCCGCCGUCUCCAUAUCGCUCUCCGUCAUUGGCAUCUUCUCCUUCGGCUUCCUGCUUGGCAUGAGUAGUGCACUUGAAACCCUCUGUAGCCAAGCAUUUGGAGCUGGUGAAGUCAGUAAGUUAGGGGUGUACAUGCAGAGAGCCUGGAUUAUCUCAUUAGUUUCCUGCCUAGUCUUCCUCCCUAUAUACAUCUUUGCCACACCGGUUCUGAGACUUCUCGGUGAAUCAGAGAAGGUUGCGGUUUCAGCUGGAGAAUUCACCCUUCUAACCAUCCCUCAGCUCUUCUCACUGGCCUUCACUUUCCCUACUACCAAGUUCCUUAUAGCGCAGGGAAAAGUAAUGGUCAUGACGUCUAUUGGGUUCAGUGCCCUUGUCCUACAUGUCUUUAUGUUGUGGUUGUUUAUAAUCGUCUUUGGUUGGGGAACAAAUGGUGCUGCCUUGGCGUUUAAUAUCACCAACUGGGGAACAGCAAUCUCUCUAAUCGUUUAUGUGGUUGGCUGGUGUAACGAAGGCUGGUCUGGUUUAUCUUGGUUGGCUUUUAAAGAUAUUUGGGCUUUUGUUAGACUCUCCAUUGAAUCCGCUGUUAUGAUUUGUCUUGAAUUAUGGUAUAUGAUGAGUAUUAUCGUCCUCUCUGGUCGCCUUGAUAACGACGUUAUCGCUGUUGAUUCCCUUUCCAUAUGCUUGAAUGUCAACAAUGUGGAGCUCAUGUUGUUCGUUGGAGUAAACAUUGCUAUAAGUAUGAUUGUCGGCACUGAGCUUGGCAAGGGCCGUCCACGAGCAGCGAAAUACUCUGUCUACGUCGCACUGUUCGAGUCUCUCCUCAUCGGUCUUGUCUUUAUGGUGGCGGUCAUCAUAGCCAGAGACCAUUUUGCCAUCAUGUUUACAAGCAGCCAAGUACUUCAACGCGCUGUGUCUAAGCUAGCUUAUCUUCUUGGUAUAACCAUGGUUCUCAACGGCGUGCAGCAAGUUCUUACCGGUGUGGCUAUUGGAGGUGGUUGGCAACGCACAGUGGCUUAUAUCAACUUGGCUUGUUAUUUCAUUUUUGGCAUUCCCUUUGGCUAUUUUCUUGGUUACGGAGCAAACUUGGGAGUGAUGGGGCUUUGGAGCGGAAUGAUAGCAGGAUCAGCGCUUCAAACGCUAUGCCUGAUGUUCUUGGUGUACAAGAUAGACUGGAAUAGAGAGGUGAAGGAGACCACAGAACGCUUACAGAUAUGGGGAGGGAACGGAACAAUAUCAAAGGAUGUAAUUGCGUGAUUUUGGUUUUUUAUCUUCACACCAAUUCAACUAUUGAAGCAACUAAAUAAUGAAUUCAUAACUUGUACUUCCCACAUACAUGCUUAAGACUUCGUUUUUUACUGUA
Messenger RNA from Raphanus sativus (radish), 1734 nucleotides. RefSeq names its product protein DETOXIFICATION 35. NCBI's taxonomy places the organism in Eukaryota, Viridiplantae, Streptophyta, Magnoliopsida, Brassicales, Brassicaceae. The transcript has 7 exons. Gene Ontology annotation, biological process: xenobiotic detoxification by transmembrane export across the plasma membrane. The record is from RefSeq and is a predicted model, not a curated record. Gene Ontology annotation, cellular component: membrane. Gene Ontology annotation, molecular function: antiporter activity; xenobiotic transmembrane transporter activity. The coding region runs from base 162 to 1628 and encodes 488 amino acids.